CGAAAAUUCCCACGUCUGUUAAACACUUCACGCGUAGUACUGCCAUUACUUGGAGGCUACAUGGCUCACUAUGCUGAAAAUAACUCUGAAGGUCGUCACUCGUACAUACCGGUGGCAUCAAGUUUCAGGGAGGAUAACCACGGCGAAUCCAACGUUCAUAUUGCGUCGCUUGCAGAGAAACAGCGAAUAUGGUGGAGAACCGCCAUCAUCAAUACGUGCUUCAUAGCUGCGUGGUAUAUAUUCGCAACCGUGCUGUCUUUGUACAACAAAUGGAUGUUUUCGCCAGACCUUUUCGGAUUUCCGUAUCCGCUCUUCGUGACUACCUUGCACAUGCUUGUUCAGUUUCUCUUGGCUGCUGCUCUCCGGGUCUGUUUCUCGCAUCAUUUUCGUCCAGAUAGAAGUCCUUCAUUAGAAGAUUAUGGCAAGAAAGCAAUUCCUACUGCCGCUGCUACCGGUCUCGAUAUUGGUCUGUCAAACUUAUCCCUCAAGACUAUUACUUUAUCAUUCUAUACAAUGUGCAAGUCAUCUUCUCUCAUCUUCGUAUUAUGCUUUGCAUUUUUCUUCCGUUUGGAGGUGUUCUCGUUGCGACUUGUCGCCGUCAUUCUUCUCAUUUUUGGCGGGGUGAUUCUUAUGGUGGCUUCUGAAACGGCCUUCGUUCUUCCCGGAUUUUUGCUUGUGAUGACCGCCAGCGCAUGUGGAGGUCUCCGCUGGAGUCUCACGCAACUGCUCUUGAAGAACAAGAAUAUGGGUCUAGAUAAUCCUGCAGCUACCAUAUUCUGGUUGGCUCCUGCAACAGGCGUCACAACAGCCCUUUUGAGCAUCAUCUGGGAGGGAUGGUUUACCGUAUACGCUUCACCUUUCUUUCGGGACAUGGCCACUACUUUUCGUUCGAGUUUGUUCUUGGUCGCGCCCGGUAUCUUGGCGUUUUGUAUGGUCAUGAGUGAAUACUACAUCAUCCAACGGGCCGGAGUCCUGCCGAUGUCGAUAGCGGGAAUAGCCAAGGAAGUUUCAACGAUCACAGUCUCGGCUUGGUUUUUCGGAGACGAGCUUACGCCACUGAACAUAAUUGGCGUAGGUAUCACAGUUUGCGGGAUUGCGCUUUUUACGUUUCACAAGUACCGCGAUUCUAUUGGUGGUAGACUAUCGGUAGACGCGCAGGGAAACAUGGUGGUGAUAGACGACGAGAAUGUGGGCAACUCGUCAGAUUCCGUGCAUGGGGCCAACUUCGAGCUUAAUGCUGCUAACCUUCAAGAGGAUGGUCAUAUUGCGGUAUGUGACAGCCUUACGAAAACAUUUUACAAUUAUGUUACUCAUCAAAACGCCACAAAGCGUCAGGGGUCUGAUGAUAGCGACACGAAUCAGCGCCUGCUUUUUUCCACCGAUCAUGACUCGGAUGAUCAUCAUGAAGGCGAAGAAGAUGCCGAACUAGUCCGGAGCAUUCAGUUCUCUAAGUUCAAUUGGGAGGCUGAAAGAGGUAUAGAUGGAAACCACUAAUAGCCUAGGUCCCGGAUGCUUCCAAUUACAU
Messenger RNA from Suillus bovinus, 1525 nucleotides. Its product is annotated as triose-phosphate transporter family-domain-containing protein. The transcript is spliced from 6 exons. Gene Ontology annotation, molecular function: antiporter activity. Lineage: Eukaryota; Fungi; Basidiomycota; Agaricomycetes; Boletales; Suillaceae. Gene Ontology annotation, biological process: UDP-glucose transmembrane transport. The record is from RefSeq and is a predicted model, not a curated record. The coding region runs from base 61 to 1494 and encodes 477 amino acids. Gene Ontology annotation, cellular component: Golgi apparatus; endoplasmic reticulum-Golgi intermediate compartment; cis-Golgi network.